This is a messenger RNA of Aspergillus chevalieri, 354 nucleotides long. RefSeq lists its product as uncharacterized. The coding region runs from base 1 to 354 and encodes 117 amino acids. The transcript has a single exon. NCBI's taxonomy places the organism in Eukaryota, Fungi, Ascomycota, Eurotiomycetes, Eurotiales, Aspergillaceae. The record is from RefSeq and is a predicted model, not a curated record.
AUGGAUGAUGAGGGGAGUGCUGAUGAGGAUGACAAUCUACCCUCCAUAGAUGACCGGGACAUUGAUACUGAAGAGGAGGCCUCUGCCCGGGCGCUCUAUGAUGCCAAAGAGAAGUAUAGAGAGCUUAUUGGACGACGUGUUCUAGAUGAAGCCCGGCGCCGCUAUCCAGAAGGCAUACAACGGCAGCCUCGAGAAGUUGAGACUUCAGAUUUGGAAGCAGCAUUAGAGCAUGCCAUGAGAGCUGCAGACUAUCCUGUAGACAUCAUCCUGAAUAUUCGCAUCAACAAGAAGCCAUAUGUGAAGAAGAGCUUGCCUAAUAGCCAGCGCCGUUCCUUCAAUAUGGAGGAUGUUUAA